Messenger RNA from Fusarium tjaetaba, 918 nucleotides. RefSeq lists its product as uncharacterized. Gene Ontology annotation, molecular function: oxidoreductase activity. The record is from RefSeq and is a predicted model, not a curated record. The transcript has 7 exons. Bases 1 to 918 code for a protein of 305 amino acids. Lineage: Eukaryota; Fungi; Ascomycota; Sordariomycetes; Hypocreales; Nectriaceae.
AUGCCAUUCCUCAGUAAAGCAGACAUUGACAACCAGCAAAGGGCCUACGAAAUAUGGAUGCCUGACAGUCCACAAAACAAACUGUUACUUUUUGAACAACGGAAAAUACGGAUAAAAGAUAUGAGCCAUCGCAGUACCGAGUUCAACCUUGAAACUGGUGGUUUCAAGUUUAUUCGACAUGAAACUACAAAACUAGCAAAAACUGCUUCCCAGGUCCAAGUAGGCGGUCGUGAAGCGUUAUCACCGUAUUUGGAUGAGACCAUCGAGCUUGUCAAGCAGCAUACUCAGGCUGAAAAGGUUAUAUGCUUUGAUUGGCGAUUCUUUGUCCAGUUACGCAAAAACGAUACCGCGACAGAGAGACGAGCAGGCAAUGCCGUAAAUGGCAAUCCAGGAGGUGAAAGUUUCGAGUUCAUUCCACCCGCCAAAGUGGUUCAUCAAGAUGAAUCUCUGAAAGGAGGAUUGUUCGUCGCCAAGAGGUACCUUACCAAGGACGAGUUUGCUUCACUAUCCGACAUGCGCGUACGAAUCAUCAACGUUUGGCGUCCCAUCGUGGGGACGAUAGAGGACGCACCAUUGGCUCUGUGCGAUAGACGAUCCGUUUCGCCAAGCGACAUUGAAUCAUGCGACAAGAGUCUGACUGGUUGUGUAGGCGAAGGAAAUUAUCUGCAUUGGAACCCAAAGCAGCAGUGGUAUUGGUGGCCCAAACAAACAAGAGACUUACCGGUUCUGUUCGUGACGUGGGAUUCACUGAAAGAUGACGAGCUGGCCUGUCCACCUCAUGGAUCUUUCUACGAUUACAAGGCAGAUCCUGAAGCACCUCCGCGCGAGAGUAUCGAAGUCCGUACUCUUGUUAUUACUAAUCUCACAGAGUCAAGGGGGAAUGACCAGUGGCUGCAUCCUGGAAUUGAGGACUUGUGA